AACGCGAGGCAUCUUCGGUUAACGUCGCCAUUUGGAAUUUUUAAAUUCGUUUUUCUUUCGUUUUCAAAGGAUUUUGAAUGAAUUUAAUUUAUCAUUUCAUAAUCGUUAUGAAGUUUUUUGUGAAUUAAUAUCAAUUUUAUGUUGUUUGUUUUAUUGAAUUUUAGUGCGUUGUUUGUCUUAUAAAUGUUAUAUAAGUGAUUGCCACUCAGCGGACAGCCGUUACGCGUAAGAUGAUUUCAGUUGACUCGAUUCUAUCAAAUGAACGUGAUUUUGGUAAAUUGGACGAUCUUUGUCGAUUAUGUGGACUCUUGAAAGACAGUACUGAACUUAUUUUUGACGAUGCUCAUGAGGAAAACUACGACGUUAUAAACAUUUAUUUUAGGGAUGAAUUUCAAAUUUGCCGAAAUGACGUGCUGCCUCGUAAAGUAUGUCGCAACUGUUUAACGUCUGUGGAAUCGUGGAAUCAAUUUUACAUCAAUUGUGUCUGCGUUAACGAAAAAUUCAGUCAGAUAGUAGAGAAAUAUAAUUUAACCAAGGAAGAAGAUAAAAAACCGAACGAUAUGAAUAACGAUAUCGAAGUAAUCGAAGUUAGUGUGGAAGGCGAAACGUAUGAUUUUUUCACCGAUCAGGUUGACACCAAUCAGUUAUCAAACGUCAAGUUUACAUCGUUUUCUGACACCGGAAAUUACCAAAAUUUCGAUAAUGUGAUAGAAGAUAUGAAUUUUUCCACGUAUGAAACUACAACCACUGUUAUUUCGACUGAGAAGAACAUAAAUAACCAAUUAUCUUCUAAUCUGACUGAGUGCAAUGCAAAUGUAUCGAAAAACGAAAUCACAGAAGAAAGUCGAAAGAUGAACGAACCGCACUUAGUCUCUGUUCCAACGUGUGAACAAGCUGCGCGAGAUGAUUUAUCGUUACCGGCUAUCGCUGUCUCCAAGAAUUCUCUGUCUGAUCCGCGAGUACCUGCAGAAUUUGAGAAAUUCUUACGUAAGCAUUCGAAUAACAUCAAAUACAUGCAAUGCGACAAGUGCGAUUUCAUUUGCCGACCAUUGAUGACGUUGUUCUUAAAACAUUACCAGAAACACGUAGAUUCUAUUGAAGAUUCCAUUUUCUCUGGUUACAUGGAAGAAUUGAACAACGAAGUAGCUAAUGAGCCGAGUACCUCUGAACCCGAUACGUCAUCGACAGUCGGCGGUAAAAGAUUCCAAUGUGGUAAAUGCACGAAAUCUUUCAACAAACGUAAAAGUUUUGGUAGACAUUUGAAAAUACACGAAAAACGCGUCUACCAUUGCAACGAAUGCGAAAGCAAAUUCAAAACUAAAUUAGCGUUCAAGGCGCACAAAGAAAGGCACCGACGUCCUAAAGAACUUCUGCAUUGCGAUCAGUGUGACAAGUACUUUCGAUCCAAAGAUGGUUACAAGUACCAUCGUGAAAAUCGAUGUAUCCUGAUUAAAUGUCGUUCGUGCGAACAGCAAUUUAACCAAACCGAUGAUCUGAAGAAGCACAUGAAGCAAAAUCACGAUAUCACCAUGUCCGAUACCGAACAAGAACGUCAAUUGGAGGCACUAACCAGUAUGUGUUUCAUAUGCGGUAAAAUUGUCAAGGAUAGUAAUCUCGAGCGUCACAUGAUUAUCCACAUGGAAGAGAAACCAUUCGCAUGCGAUUUAUGUGGUAAAAGUUUCAAAUCCAAGAGUGCCAUCAGAGAUCACAUGAUGAUCAAGCUUGGAAUGAAAGACUACGUUUGUGAAAUCUGUGGCAGGAAGUUUGUCAAAAAGUGUUACCUCAAUAAACAUAUCCGAUUCCAUGCGGCCACUACAGGUGAUCAGAAGAAUUUUCAAUGUGACGUAUGCUCUAAACGAUUUACCGAUAAAAAAAUGUACGUUUCGCAUAAACGUUCCUCGCAUGAUCCUGAAAAACCAUUUUUGUGCGAUCUGUGCAAUAAAUCGUUCGCUUCGAAAACCUACUUGCGUCAGCAUCUGCUCAGGGAAGUGAUUUGUGUUCUGUGCGAUGAAAUAUUCACCUCGAAUGAUCUGCUCAAACAACACGUUAUUUCGAUUCACACGUUGGAUAAAUACAGAGAAAGGGUCGACGAUGAAAAUGAUACCAAUCCAGCGUUCGUGUAUCCUUGUGAAAUCUGUGGCCGCAAAUUCACCUCAGAAAAAAGUUACAAACAACAUCAGCUUACCGAAUUAACCUGCGAGCUUUGCGAAGGUCAGUUCAGCCAGAGUGAAGAACUCAAGAACCAUAUCGAAAACAAACACGAUCCCACAGAGUAUCGUAAAGUGAUGUCUUUGCGAUGGAAAAAACACAUCAAAUCAGGCGGUGUCAAAACUGCCGAAUACCCGUGCAAUCUUUGCGGCAAAAAGCUGUUCUAUCGACGAACUUUACUGCUUCAUAUGCGUAUGCAUUCUGGUCUGAAACCUUACAAAUGCGAGUAUUGCAAUAAAGCAUAUACCAGUAAGCAUUCCUUGAAUGCUCAUCUCAUCUCAGAAAUGAAUCUGCGCAAGUUCGCGUGUUCCUAUUGCGGCAAGAAGUAUAAUUUCAAUUCAGAUCUGAUAGUUCAUAUUAAGCAACGUCACGAGUCUAGGCAGUUCAGUUGUCAUGUUUGUGGCAAAAAGUUUGGCUUGUUGAAGUACUUGAAAGAUCAUUCGACCAUUCAUUCUCAAAUCAAACCUUUCAAUUGUGAUAAAUGCAAGUUAGGCUUCAGAUUAAGGAAGUUCUUGAUUAGACACAAUAAGAAAUAUCAUUCUGCUCAAGAUGAUCAAGUAUUUUACAUCGAAGUUGGCGCGGAUGAGUGAAAUUUGAGUCGGUAUCUGGUUCAUUGAUCGGAUCAGUUAAUUUUAUGGUACGCUUAUAUUCCAACCAUAAUGAUCAAUCCAUUCCUGAAAAAGUUUGAAAAUUUUUGUUUGGCUAUGUACUUUCCUUGGCAUCUAUGUAAUAAUGAUGUUGAUUAUUUAGGUGAGGGAGGAAGGGGGAGGGGUAUCAAUUUCAUGAAGUCAUUUUUAAGAAAAUAAUAUCGAUUUUAAAAAAUCAGUGUGAAAAGAUUGAUUCUGUAGAAUUAUUUUGCAAUUUUGUUGAUUUUUGUCAUGUAUUGAAAACAAAUUACAAAUUAAUUAAUUGAUUAUUGAUGGAUCAUUUAUUUUCUUGUUUAAUUCAAACUUCUCAAAUAGGAGAACAACUCGAAAGGAAUGGAAUACAGGUAGAGAUACUGAAAGACAUUUUUUCAAAUGACUUUUAACCUCACAAAAUCAAAAAAACAUUACAAACAUAAAAUAUGUGUAUUUUUUAAAAUUUAUUAUGUCAUUCAGCUCAUUGGAUAAUUUUCAUAUUUGGAUAUUAUGAACAAUGCCCUAGACGUAUUACCCACUCACCUGUUCCAUGUUAGGUCAUACACAAAAACAAAUGAAAAAUGAAUUCACUUACUUACCUUCAAAUGUCUCUUAAGAUUGGAUGCUGAUGAGACUGCUGUGCUAAUAUUUGCACCACAUUUCAAACAUUUACCCAAAAUUUUUCCCUUUUUGGUAUCUUUCUCGUUGUUUUCAUACUUUAUGCAUGAAAAAUAGGGUUUUAAAUAUGACCAACCCUUGGGUAAUUCAGGUGCUGGAGGUUUAUCAAUAGUACGCAAUUGGCUCCCAUUACUAGUGUUGGGAAUAAUCAAUUAUUUUGAUAAUUGAUGAUUUCGAUUACGAUUAUUUUCCCAAUCGAUUAAUCGACAAAAAUGGACAAGAAUAAUCGAUUAAUCGAUUAUUUUCUAUAAUUCGCUAAAUUCAUAGGAAAAUGAAAAAAUUCAACCUCUAGAAGUAAGUUUUCGGCUUCGGAGUAAUGGAUAACACAAGAACAAGCAAUCUGAGAGCAAAAAAAAACAUGCAAAUCAAUUUUUAUUAAAGUGAACGAGUCAAAUAU
Molecule: messenger RNA, 3903 nt
Organism: Planococcus citri (citrus mealybug)
Lineage: Eukaryota; Metazoa; Arthropoda; Insecta; Hemiptera; Pseudococcidae
Product: zinc finger protein 16-like
Exons: 5
Coding region: 231-2798 (855 amino acids)
Biological process (GO): regulation of transcription by RNA polymerase II
Cellular component (GO): nucleus
Molecular function (GO): RNA polymerase II cis-regulatory region sequence-specific DNA binding; DNA-binding transcription factor activity, RNA polymerase II-specific; zinc ion binding
Source: RefSeq, a predicted model, not a curated record